AUGGUCAUCAAUCAUUAUGAAGGAGGAAAGAUUGGGCUGAAACCUAAACAGAUCAUGGAAAAAGCUAGAAAAGAUCAUGGUGUUGUGAUUUCAUAUUCAAAGGCUUGGAGGUCUCAAGAGCACGGCCAAGAUAUAGCUAGGGGUACUCCUGAUGAUAGUUAUGAAGCUUUGCCCAGCUGGUUUCACAUGAUAAAAGAAAAGAAUCCAGGUUCUGUGACUUUUAUCGAAGUUGAUUCUGUUGGGAAAUUCAAAUACGCACUUUUGUCGCUUGGUCCAUCUAUCAGAGGGUUUAAGUUGAUGAGGAAGUUUUUUGCUAUAGUUGAUUAUGAUAAUGAUGCCUCAUGGAAUUGGUUUAUGAAAUGUCUGAAAACCAUCAUUCCUGAUGAAGAGGAUUUGGUUUUUGUCUCUGAUCGUGCAACCUCUAUUGAAAACGCUCUCUUACAACAUUAUCCGCUUGCUCACCAUGGAAUCUUCGUCUUUCACUUUGAAAAGAAUGUCCUGGACAAUUUCAAAAGUUCAACACUUAUCCCUUUGGUUGUUGAAGCUACUUAUGCCUACACCAAGGAUGAUUUUGAUUGCUAUUUUCAUGAGAUUGAGGCGUCCGACAUUGUAUUAGCAGAUUAUCUUCGUAAAGCAUACUUCAGGAAGUGGUCCCGAGCUUAUUCUCCUACUAAUCGCUUCAACAUCAUGACGUCAAACAUGGCCGAAUCUAUAAAUUCUUUGCUGAAAGUGAGUCGUGAGUAUCCAAUAGUCUGUCUUUUUGACAAUGUUAGGAUGAUAAUGACUAGGUGGUUCACUGAACGACGUGAGCAAGGAGUUCGUCACAUCCACCCUGUCACUCUCGAUGUGGGGAACAAGAUGAAGGAGCUAUAUGAUUUUACGUCUCGCUUUCUUGAAGUUUCCAAAAUCAAUGAUUCAGAGUUUGAGGUUAAGGGAGAUACAAGAGAUCAAGUGGCGAAUUUUCAAACAAGGCAUUGUUCAUGCUUUGUGCUUGAUGUUGAGAAGUUUCCUUGUGCUCAUGCAAUUGCCGCUGCAAAGGCUGGAAAUAAGCAUGAAAAUGAUUAUGAUGAUGAGUUUUUCUCCAAUGAAAGGUUUACACUAGCAUAUUCAGAGAGUGUAUAUCAUGUUGGUGAUAAAGCAUAUUGGGAUAUUUGA
Messenger RNA from Brassica napus (rape), 1155 nucleotides. RefSeq lists its product as uncharacterized. The coding region runs from base 1 to 1155 and encodes 384 amino acids. The transcript has 3 exons. The record is from RefSeq and is a predicted model, not a curated record. NCBI's taxonomy places the organism in Eukaryota, Viridiplantae, Streptophyta, Magnoliopsida, Brassicales, Brassicaceae. Gene Ontology annotation, molecular function: zinc ion binding.